Sarcophilus harrisii (Tasmanian devil) is the source of this 3601-nucleotide messenger RNA. It is a transcript of the gene RHOH, whose product is annotated as ras homolog family member H. NCBI's taxonomy places the organism in Eukaryota, Metazoa, Chordata, Mammalia, Dasyuromorphia, Dasyuridae. Gene Ontology annotation, biological process: small GTPase-mediated signal transduction. The record is from RefSeq and is a predicted model, not a curated record. The transcript is spliced from 3 exons. Bases 1263 to 1838 code for a protein of 191 amino acids. Gene Ontology annotation, molecular function: GTP binding; GTPase activity.
ACCUCUUUUCCUAAUAUUACUCAGAGACUGUUCCUUAGAAAUCUUUCUAACAAAGAAAUCGAAGCAAAAGCACACUGGCCACCUUGAACGACACAGAUUUUAUUCCACAUAAAGAAAGGGGAGAGGUUAUUUCCUCUGAUAGAGGAGAAAGGGUUCUCCAUCAGUCCUGAAGGGCUUUUCUUCAAUCUAAAUCCUUAGAGAAGUCUCAAUGUGCCUUAUUUUCUGUGGGUCUCUUUGUUCUUCUGUCUCUGUGCUUUUGGAUCGAACUAUUCCUUUUCUCAAGAACAGGAUGACUGGAGACCUGUUAUAUAUCAAGGAGAAAAAAGGUUCAGUAGCAAAAGCAAACAAAGCCAUAACCUGCAUCUUCAUCAUCAAGCAGAAAGGUGAUCAAGGGGAGAGGGUAUGUGGGGGAGGUUUGGGGGGAGGGCAGGGAUGGCAGCAGAGUAGAGAGACACCCUUGAGCAAGUACCCCGACACUUGUACCAACAAAAUCUAUCAACGGUUGGUGAGAAGGCUGAGCAGUUUCUACAGGAAGUCAACUUAAUCUUUCUGAUCACAGUUGAGAUUGUUUCUGCUGCCAGAACCACCUGAUAUAUUAACUCACUCAACCAUUUUAGAGUGGAUCCUCUAUUAACCCCAAACUGAUAUUUGUAUUUUUUUUUUUAAAAGAAUCAGUUCCAUUUUUGGUGGGGAUCACUGAUAUUUUGUCCUUCCAUCUCAAAGAGGACUAUUGAGAGUGUGAGGGAAGGAUGAGUCCUGGAAGAAAAUCACUCUGACUCAAGGAGCUCAAGGGACUUUCAUUUUCACCCAUUUCCAUGGAGCAAAGCUGACUUUUGUGGUCCUUCGUUUUAAGGUCCCAAGGAACAUCUGGUCAUCCUCCAUCUGGUCAUCCAACAUCUGGGAAUCAGUUACAUUUUUUGGUGAGAAUCAAGUGUGGUGCGAAGGCUGAGACCGAAAUGAAAAUUAUUUGGACACAGGGACCUUCGUUUUCAUCCACAUCCAUGGAGCAAACUGACUUUGGGGGUCCUUCAUUUUAAGGUCACAAGGAAGCAGUAUCAUUCGCCAUCUGGAGGGAGACGACGUUGCCCGUUACUCCAGGGUACCUCAGUUAACAGAGGGAUGUGGAAUCCCACAAAGUGGUGAGAUUGAGAAGAGACCUUGCCUUCCGUCCUCCCUGCAGCUGAAUGGCGUGUGCUUCUCCAGCUCCGUGAGGUACUCAGUGCUCCAGGACUGAUAUUGUUCCUGGGAACCGACUCCGCAAGAUGCUGAAUUCCAUCAAAUGUGUGUUAGUGGGGGACGCAGCGGUGGGGAAAACAGCCCUCCUGGUGCGCUUCACGUCCGAGACGUUCCCCGAGAUGUAUAAGCCCACCGUGUAUGAGAACGCCGGGGUGGACGUCUUCAUGGAUGGCAUCCAGAUCAGCCUGGGCCUUUGGGACACGGCGGGCAACGACGCCUUCAAAAGCAUCCGCCCGCUCUCCUACCAGCAGGCGGACGUGGUGCUCAUGUGCUAUUCGGUGGCCAACCAUAACUCCUUCUUGAGCCUGAGAAACAAAUGGAUUGGUGAGAUCCGGAGCAACUUGCCCUGCACACCGGUGCUGGUGGUGGCCACGCAGACUGACCAGCGGGAAAUGGGACCCCACAGGGCUUCCUGUAUUAACUCAGUGGAUGGGAAAAGGCUGGCUCAGGAGGUGAAGGCCAAGGGCUACCUGGAGUGCUCGGCUCUUAGCAACCGAGGGGUGCAACAGGUAUUUGAGUGUGCCGUCAGAACUGCAGUGAAUCAUGCCAGGAAAAGGAGCAGGAGGAAGCUCUUUUCCAUGAACGAAUGCAAGAUCUUUUAAACUGUCAGGACAGACCAAACGCCGGGAUCUGUCCCAGUCAAAGAGCAUUGACUGGCUUGGGGAUGUGAGGCCGGCCUUGUGCAUCCACGCUAGUAUUUUGUACAGACUGCUCUUCUCCUGGACAACGCUGGAAACUUUGGCCAUUGGGUCUUUUACUAAAGCAUGCCCGCCACAGGAACCAUUUUUGAUGAUUUCAUCUAAGUAGAGCAUGUUCCAGGGAUCUUAAGUACAUGUUUUUCUGUUUGUUUAUUUUUUUUUUUUUUUAAUAUUUCCCGUUCUUUUAUUUAAUGAUUCAAGGACUCCGGAUUUUGCUAGAGACUGCUAUAAUUUGGGAGACUGAACUGAGUUUUUCACAGAACUCCAUAUUUAAAGACCAUUUAUUUAAAAACAAAAACAAAGCAAAAACAUUAGCUUUUGCAUGUAGCUCAUUUCCACACUUGGUAAUCCCCCUCCCUCUGACUUAAUCACCAACACAAACUGCUAAAAAAAAAAAAAUACUAAAUAGCUUCUUGGAGAUUGUCCAUAUGUUAGAUUUGUUUAUUCUUUAUGUCACAGGAAUUUUGUUGAAACUACUUACCAACUGUGUGUGUUUUUAAAAAGCAGGUAAUUAAAUUCAAAAGAGCAAUGAACUUAAUUAUAACAUCCAACUUCCCAGGCACCUAUCCUUGUUUGAAUUUUCAUAACAAAAUAUAGUUGAAUUUUCUUGAAAGCUUUCAAAAUGUUUUCUAUUUAGGAACCAAUACGUUUAGAAACCAAAGCUGUCACUUCUAUUUCUUAGUACAUUUUUAAAAAUUAUGCAUUACACAGUGCUGUUUGAUGAUAAACAGCAAAGUAAAUGCCUUGCACAAAGAAAGUACUUAAUAAAUGUUUGUUGAGUCUAUGAAUUUCCAAUUAUACUCCAAGUGUGAUCAUCAGAAUAGUCCCCAAAAGAAAAUAAUAUUUACUUUUUUUUUUCCAGAGGAAGGAACUAUGACGUUUAGGGACCUCACAGGAAACAGGCCUCCCCUGAUACCUGUUUAACUGUUUACUACACUUUUCUUCCCCUGAGUGUUUUCAGUUCUUUGUGUGCUGAUGAGUUAUUACAAUGAUAUUUAGCACAAAUUUAUUUUUCAUCGGAGCUCUCUCCUUGAGCACUCAAGGAUUACAAAAGCAUUUCAAGAUAUUGGGAAGAACUUCUUGAUUUUUUUUAUGCUCUCCAUAUUGUUGUUUUCCUUCAAGACUUAGCAAUAUAGGGACUUGGGUCAGUAUUCAGGUGAAAAUGGCACAAAUUGGUACAGCAGUACCAGUGAGUAGGUACAAGAAAGCUGGAAAACAUUUAGCUGGCUGGGCUACAAGGCAAAGUUACCUAGGAAGAUAGAGAACAGCUAGAAAAAAAAAAAAUAACAUCCUAUCUAGUGGCUAUGGUGCUGAAAGAGUUAACAAUUUAAGUUGAGUGUGACUCUUGUGUUGUGUGAGUGACGAAUAUAUGAAGGCAAGUGAGUGUUUACCCAGUUCUCCUCAAAUAAAACUUAUGUCCAAGUGAAUCCCUUGUGCAUUUAAUGAUGUUCAGAAUCAUAACUGCUAUGUGGUAUUUAGAUAUCCAUAAUAAACUGUUCAUAAUAAGCAUGUAAUAAGCUAUAAUAAGCAUGGCUUUUACACAGUCAAUAUUUUUUGUUUUGUUAUUUCUUUGAUGUCUAUGAUCAGCAAAUGUUCAGUUUGUCUUGAUGGGAUUCUUCGCCAGCUUGACAUAUAGUAAGCACUUAAUAAAUGCUUUUUUCAUUCAC